Molecule: messenger RNA, 925 nt
Organism: Hemicordylus capensis (graceful crag lizard)
Lineage: Eukaryota; Metazoa; Chordata; Lepidosauria; Squamata; Cordylidae
Gene: PHOX2A
Product: paired like homeobox 2A
Exons: 3
Coding region: 1-879 (292 amino acids)
Biological process (GO): regulation of transcription by RNA polymerase II
Molecular function (GO): DNA-binding transcription factor activity, RNA polymerase II-specific; RNA polymerase II transcription regulatory region sequence-specific DNA binding
Source: RefSeq, a predicted model, not a curated record
AUGUACAAAAUGGAUUACUCGUACCUCAACUCCUACGACUCCUGCAUGGCGGCCAUGGAGGCCUCGGCGUACGCGGACUUCAGCUCCUGCAGCCAAGCCAACACCUUCCAGUACAACCCCAUCCGGAGCAGCUUCGGGGCCAACCCGGGCUGCCCUCCCCUCAGCACGGCCAACUGCACCCUGGGCGCCCUCCGCGACCACCAGCCUUCGCCUUACGCCACAGUUCCCUACAAGUUCUUCUCGGACCCGUCCACCAUCAACGAGAAAAGGAAGCAGCGCAGGAUCCGGACCACUUUCACCAGUUCACAGUUGAAGGAGCUGGAGAGAGUCUUUGCAGAGACCCACUACCCAGACAUCUACACCCGAGAAGAGCUGGCCCUCAAAAUCGACCUCACCGAAGCCAGAGUGCAGGUUUGGUUCCAGAACCGCCGUGCCAAGUUCCGCAAGCAGGAGCGGGCAGCCAAUGCCAAAGGGCAGAAUGGCGGUGGCGGCAGCAGUGGCGGCGGCGGCGGCAGCGGCACCUCGGCCAACAAGAAGCCUGACCCCCGCUCCUCUUCGGAGGAUGACGAGUCCAAGGAGUCCAACUGCAGCCCAACCCCGGACAGCACGGCCUCUCUGCCCACAACUGCCCACCUGAACAGUCCUGGGGGCAGCCUGAGCCCGAGCCCUGGCACAGGGGGGCAAGGCAUGGGGCCCAGCCAUGCCCCCCAGGCCCUCAAGGCCCCCCUGUGGGCUGGCGUGAGCACCAGCAACGGUGCCACCAACACCGCCGACCUCCUGAAGGCCUGGCAGCCGGCUGAAGCCAUGCCUGGGCCUUUCUCCGGGGUCCUCUCCUCAUUCCACAGGAAGCCGAACCCCCUCAAGGCAAACCUCUUCUAACUGGCUGGAACUGAGGGCCACAAAAGUUGCCCGCUGCACUGGGCGC